Macroventuria anomochaeta is the source of this 1998-nucleotide messenger RNA. RefSeq lists its product as uncharacterized. NCBI's taxonomy places the organism in Eukaryota, Fungi, Ascomycota, Dothideomycetes, Pleosporales, Didymellaceae. The transcript has 3 exons. The record is from RefSeq and is a predicted model, not a curated record. Bases 1 to 1998 code for a protein of 665 amino acids.
AUGCCUCCAAGGAGUGACAAGGCAUUCUGGCGCUUUGCAAGAACCGAAAUCAAGCCUACCAGCCGUCUAGAUGGGUCUGAACCAUCGCCAAAGCGCCCCAGAACAGAUGGCAUAUCUUCGAUGCGUCAAAGCUGCGUUCUUGAUGGCAAGGAUGCUUCUGAAGCAUCCACAUCGCAUGCAAAGCGUAUAAAGCUUCAAGUAAACCUCCGGAAAUCUAUCCAGAUCGACGAUACUGAUACAUCCGAUGAUGAGCCGCUGAUGAAUCUCAUCGCUGCAAGGUCUGGACGCUCCAAAGAAGGUGAACGAACGAUCGUCGCGUCAGGAGAUCAACACAACACUGGGGUGGGAAAUGCUUCUCAUCUUGCUCAAGGUUCUCAUGGCUCAGACGACGAACCGCUCAUCGACCGCGUCAAGGCGAGAUCUCACAAGCAGCCAGAGACCGAUACAAAAAUGUACCCGGGCGCUGCACCAAGAGCAGAUGGCGAUGUCGAGAAAUCCCCUGACGUACCCGCAGCGCCAUCAUGCCUGUCGCCCUCCUACAAUGCGAUAUAUCAUACAUCACGCGACGACAAAACCCUCUUCACUGGCGCCGACACACCAGAAGACCUUUCAAGCACCACACUCAUGCUUCAGAACUCCGUUUACGGCGAAAAAGCUAGCCUAACGCCGGCCUUCGAAUCCGUCAGCUCCGCCCCAUCCAACCCAUAUGCAGGUAGCUUCGAAGGCUUUAGGAGAGUGCCGAGCCCGGACCGAUUGUUCACAAACAUGCGGUUGCAGGAUGUGAACAAGCUGAUCUUGGCUAUGGGGCGAGCUGAUAGGAAGAGGGGUGCUGCGAAAAGGUCAGCACAGAAGAACAAGGCUGAGAAAGGCAAAGGGAAAGUGGGUGGGAAGGGGAAGGACGAGAAAAAGGUUGAGCUGUUGUUGAAUGCUGAUGCGGCAGAAGAUAUGCCGAUGGCUGAUGGUUGCCCUGAUGAGGUUGGUGUGGAAGCGCCAGAGAAUGUCGAAAUGGAUGACUCUGAUGGUUUCAACGGGACAGGCGUUCAUGCUGGUGGUGACGCGGAUGAGGAACGUGUCGACAGUGACGAUACGAUGGGGGGUGACAAGGACGAUGAGUGUGCUGCAUCUCCUGCUGCGGCGAAGAAGCUGAGGAUGGUGGAGGUACCCGACUUUGAGCCAAGAGCGAGCGCUCUUAACGAAGCCAUCACUAAAGCCUCGAAGGCCUCAGCAAAGCGAGAGACUUGCAUCCGUCGCGCAGCGCGUUCCACCCCUGCCACCGAGAUCACCAACCUCACUGAAGACGAGCCCACAGAACUGCCACCAACCAUUCCUCACACUAUCACAAAGAGCGCCGUCUCCCUCGCAGACCAACUCUUCCUCGAGCCGCCUUCUCCGCUCCCACCUUCAGAAUGUCCCAAAGGGGCCGUCAAGCGUGAAGCUGACUUCCUGAAAGGCUUCAACACCCAUUGGUGGGCAGGCGGGCUCUCCCAUCGCGCCGCAAUCCAGUCUGUUAACGCUGCCCUCCGCUCUAGCAUCCCGCGCUUCAGCGAGGAGGAAGGUAGAUUUUGUCUCCGCUCGCUGUUUGCGCAGAACAAGCUGGCCAUCCGCCAUGAUCUGGUCUACCAUCAGGACUGUGAUCCGGGUGCAAACGCUCCUCCACCAACACCGCUGAAGGAGAGACAGUACAUCAGUCCGUCGCAGCAGCUCGCACGUGACUUGAGGAGGGUGGAGAUGCAGCCUUAUCGUUCGUCGUUCGGGAAGAUCUCGGAGGCGAGGUAUAGGGUCCUGGAGAUGAGGCUGGAAAGUGCUGUGAGGAUGGAGAGGACAGUUUUCCAGGACGGGGAUGAGACGAUGAAGGGGUGCGCGAGAGCAGUGAACGAGUGGAUGUCGGAGGGGAUGAAGUUUAGUGAGAAGGAGGUGAGGGCGGCGCUCGAGUAUUUGGUAAGGCAGGGGAAGGUUGAGAUUGAGGGAGAUGUUGUAAGGUUGGUGUCUUGGGAGUAG